UAAAGCUCAAGAUUCACUGGCAUGUCGGGCCAGAACGGAGUGUAUUUUUAUAGUUUUUCAUUUUUGGACAUUUUUGUUUGGAAUUGAGUUUUUGUUUAUUUUAAAUCCGCGUUUCAAUACUUCGUAUGUAGGUCAAAGGGUAGUGUAACCAACUUCCUGGAUCUUUUAUUUUGGGAGAGGUGUGUCCCUCCCGGGUUACCCUAGAGAUCAGGGGGCGUGGCAAGUUCAGAGAGUUUUUGUAAAUAGGGGGAGAAGAAGAAGAAUAAAGGAGUGGUGAGCGCGUCCACUGAAUGGCGGACCUGUUGUCCCGUGUCGUUUGUGACCACGGAGUGAAUGAUUGUUGAACCUCCCCCAUCGCUCGGUUACACUGGUGGCAGCGGUGUUGGCAAGUUACUUAAAGUUUUCUGAACUCCGCUGGUGGCGUCAUUCAUUCAUUCAGCUCCCAUCUCCUGCUAACCUAGCUAGUGCAGCUCGAAAAGUUCCCGCCAGUAACAUGUGGCGUGGAGACGAGGAUCCCUUCAAGCCCAGCAUGCACCGAUUCGCCGAUUCUCCCUUCCGUGAUUUCAAAGUGGAUCUGCCCGCCCCAUUCACCGGCGACGGGAGCCAGGGGUUCCUUGGCUGGGUGAGACAACUGGAGGUUGCAGUCAGAGCCAUGGUGGGUGACGGCGGUCGCGGCGACGAGGAGCUGGCCCGAAUCCUCCCGACGCGUCUGAGCAAGUCUGCUUUCCUUUUGUGGGACAGCCUUCCCGAUGUGAUUAAAUCUGAUUACAAUGCCGCCAAAGAGAGACUUGGCGCGGCGUUCGGACAGAGACAAUUUAUGGAUCGCUUCAGAGCCAGCCUGUCUGCUCGGACCCGGGCUCCCGGUGAAACCUUGGAGGUUUACGCGGCUGAUGUGCGCCGACUGGUUGCGGAGGCGUUCCCGGAGUACGAGUCAGCGGCGCAGAGAGUGGAAAUAUUCAGACGCUUCCUCGCGGGUCUGGAUCCCGCUCUGAAAGCCAAGUGCCUUGAGCAGGGGGCCACGGACGUGGAAGAAGCCCUGAUCAUCGCUGAAAGAUGCGAGAACGCCAGAGAAGCUCUACAGAGGGACUGUAAUGGACGUGCUGCCCUCCUCCUCGGCCUCCCCGUGCUCUCCGCUCUCAGUUAUGAAGCUUUUUGCAGGUUUCACGCCUCUGCUCUCGUCUGCGCUUUAGAGAAAGAUGAGAUUUUGGAGCAGGCGGACUACCUAUACAGCUGUGCAGAGACAGAGAAGCUCUAUGAGCUGCUGGUGAAGUACAAAGACAGCGAUGAGGCGGAGUUCCUGUGGAGGCUGGCCCGGGCGUCCCGGGAACUGUCCUUCCUCCCGGACACUGACCCCCAGCGUAAGACGCAGCUGACAUCCGAGGCCUUUGAGUUUGUAAAGAGGGCCCUGGAAAGAGACGACACCAACUUUGCAGUACACAAAUGGUACGCUAUUUGCCUGAGUGACAUUGGGGAGAGUCAAGGGGUCAAGGCUAAAAUUGGGAAUUCGUUCAUCAUCAGGGAGCAUCUGGAGAAAGCCAUCCAGCUGAAUCCCAAAGAUCCCACCUCCCUGCACAUUUUAGGUUACUGGUGUUUUGCUUUCGCUGAGCUGCCGUGGUAUCAGCGCAAAGUAGCUGCUGUGAUCUUCGAAUCCCCUCCCACAUCCACAUUUGAGGAGGCUUUGGAGUUUUUUCUGAAAGCUGAAGAAGUUGAUCCAAACUUCUACAGCAAAAACCUGCUGAUGCUGGGGAAGACCUACAUGGCCAUGAAAGACGAUCAGAACGCGCUGCUCUGGCUGACCAAAGCCAAAGACUACCCCGCCCACACGCCAGAGGACAAACAGGUCCAUAAGGAAGCUGAGGAGCUCCUGAAGAAGCUUGGAUGAAGCUCAUCUGAGUGGAGCAUGAGGCCUUCCGGACUGUAAACAUUAAUGAAUGAUUUUAGAAGUUAUGCACGUGUGACCUUUAUGCCUUAAUAGGAAAUAGCCCUCCCUGUAAGUUUAUCCAAUUUGUUCUUAGAAUAAAGAAAUCGAGAAUUACUUUAGCUAAAAUAGUACAACCAGAUUAGUCUUCUUUUAUCUAUUUGGCCAUGAUUGAAAAAUGACAGAUUCUAACUGGUUUUCCACUGAAGAUGGAGUCUUUAAAAGCAACCCAAUAUAGAUAUUGAUCUUAUUAUAAUAAUCUGAUUUGUUAAUUAAAAAAACUCCAUAUCAGA
Oryzias latipes (Japanese medaka) is the source of this 2211-nucleotide messenger RNA. The record is from RefSeq and is a predicted model, not a curated record. Lineage: Eukaryota; Metazoa; Chordata; Actinopteri; Beloniformes; Adrianichthyidae.